Racocetra persica is the source of this 783-nucleotide messenger RNA. NCBI's taxonomy places the organism in Eukaryota, Fungi, Glomeromycota, Glomeromycetes, Diversisporales, Gigasporaceae. The record is from the annotation of a GenBank genome assembly.
AUGAAAAAAGAAACUACCCAAGAAAUAAUUGAACGCAUAAAUAAGGAAAGACAGGAAAAAAGAUUGAAAACCAAACCCAAGCCGACCUUACUGGGAGUUGAUUCUCCUCCCCCUAAACAAAAAAAACAAUUAGAAAAAAUAAUUACUGAAAACAAACCUUCUACUCUUCUAACAGAAAUAGAAAAAAACUUAAAAAACAUUCACUGCGAAAAGUGUAAUGAACCUGUUCCCGAACAUCUGUUAAGAGGAAUGUUUUAUAAGAUAAUAGUGGAUAGCAAAGCAGUUUUUAAAUUGCUUAUUACCGGCAAAAGUGUGGCAGAAGCCUUUAAUCCUGAAAAUGAAGAAAAAGAACAUUUUUUUGAGGGAUUUAAAGAAGUAAAAGAUGAGAAAAAGGGAGUGGUUAAGCCGGUUCCUAUUCUUUUAUACCAAUGCCCGGAAAGAGAGGAUGAAAAUAGUUUCAUUUUAGAUCUAAUUGAAGACAAUCCUUAUCGUCAUAAAAGAGGAUUAUUUGAAAAGAAAGAGGAAAUGUUUAUUAGCGAACGACCUCAAAUGUUUUACAAUGGUAAAGAAAUCUAUCCUUUUGAACCAAAAAUGGUUAUUAAAGAAUGUAUCUAUGCUAAACUAAAAAGAAACGAUCAGAAAUUUUAUUUCUUCCGCAAGGCCAAAGAAGAGGAAGCAAAUAUUCCAGAAGAUAUAGUUCAUUUUUGUUCUACUAGCAAAGAAUAUCAUGAAAGCACUUAUACUAAUAAGAUGUUAGUAGAAGGAGAAGAAUUAAAAAAAUGA